CUGGCUGCCAGUCAUACCAAUCCGGAGCGGAGGGCGGGUGUCCCUGCCCCCGUGCUUCAGGAGGGCUCAGAACGAGCCCUGAGCAGAGUCUGAACAGCUGUCGAGUGCUCCGUCCGCUUUCCCGUUCUCUAAAACCUUUUCAGUUUACUGAUUGAUUCUGUAAGAUGCCUCGCUUCCGUGUUGCUUUUCGACCUAGUGAUUGGAAUUAACAGAACACCCUGAGUUUUUUGGAGACUUCCUGUUGCUGCAGUAUGUUCGUGAGUUGCCCCCCGCAUGCCGUCUGACCACAGCUGGAGCACGGACGCCGUUUCGCGCUGUUGAAAGCAUCAAGAGCCGCGAGGAGUGCGGAGCUUUCCGAGCCUUCUGAGAGAGAUGCGGAGGAAGCUCUCUGUGGCGGGCUUCUUACUCGCCUGGAAACUAGUCCCGUUACUCAGUGGGGGUCAAUGUAAGGAGGUGGACAAUGCUGCGAAGACACGGCAGGCCCCAAUGUCUCCCUCAGAUUUUCUGGACAAACUGAUGGGGAGGACAUCAGGAUAUGAUGCCAGGAUAAGACCGAACUUUAAAGGUCCUCCAGUCAAUGUUUCCUGUAACAUUUUCAUCAACAGCUUUGGCUCCAUUGCUGAAACCACCAUGGACUACCGUGUGAAUAUCUUCCUUCGUCAGCAGUGGAAUGAUCCCAGGCUUGCCUAUGCUGAAUAUCCAGAUGACUCUCUGGACUUGGACCCCUCUAUGUUAGACUCCAUAUGGAAACCAGAUCUGUUCUUUGCCAAUGAGAAGGGAGCCCACUUUCAUGAAGUCACUACAGACAACAAACUGCUCAGGAUAUUUAAGAAUGGAAAUGUUUUGUACUCUAUAAGUCCACAGGAUGGACAAAGUUGUUGUUUCGCAAGUUACAAACUAACAUUAACUCUGUCAUGUCCCAUGGAUCUAAAAAACUUCCCUAUGGAUGUUCAGACCUGUAUCAUGCAGCUAGAGAGCUUUGGUUACACCAUGAAUGACCUAAUCUUUGAGUGGCAGGAGAAUGGACCAGUCCAAGUGGCUGAAGGCCUCACGCUCCCACAGUUCAUUCUCAAAGAUGAAUCAGACCUUAGAUACUGCACCAAGCACUACAACACAGGUAAAUUUACUUGUAUUGAGGUACGAUUCCACCUGGAGAGACAGAUGGGGUACUACCUGAUCCAGAUGUACAUCCCCUCUCUGCUCAUUGUCAUUCUGUCUUGGGUCUCCUUCUGGAUCAACAUGGAUGCUGCCCCGGCCAGAGUGGCACUGGGCAUCACCACUGUCCUCACAAUGACAACACAGAGCUCAGGCUCCAGGACUUCACUGCCUAAGGUCUCUUAUGUCAAGGCCAUUGACAUCUGGAUGGCGGUGUGUCUGCUCUUCGUCUUCUCUGCACUUUUGGAGUAUGCUGCUGUUAACUUUGUGUCAAGGCAACAUAAAGAGUUGUUGCGAUUUAGACGGCAUCACAAAAACAAGAGCAAGAACAGUGGAAGUGCAGUUGAUCCAGGGGAGCUAGCUGAUUCCCUUCGUCGUGUUAACAUUGACAACGGCCUCAAACCAUCAGACCCUCUGUAUGGAUCUAUGACCAACAUCUACACCAGCAACCACAGGGAAGGGGAAGUACAUGAGAGCAGGCUGACCUCCACAGCUGCUGUGACUUCCACUCCCAGUAACAGCAAGGAUUCGAAGGCCAGCACCAACAAUACUGUAACUGUUCUUAACACCCAAGGAGCCACAGCAAACACUACCCAGAAUCCACCUGGAGCGACAACAGGUGGACGGGGUAAAAGCACUGAAGAGAUGAGGAAGUUAUUUAUUGACCGAGCCAAAAAGAUUGACACUGUGUCGAGGGCUGGCUUCCCUCUGGCCUUUCUCUUCUUCAAUAUAUUCUACUGGGUCCUUUAUAAAAUACUUCGACAUGAGGAUGUACAUAAGCAAUAAAGAAAGAGCAUAAAUUAUUCAUAUACGGUAUGUGCACACACACAUCCUUGUAUUGCUAAACAUAUGAGGACACUUCAUCAACUACCACUUUUCCCGCACCGUAAUCCUUAUCUUACCCUGACCUUGAGAACCAUUCAGGGUGACCGCACAUUGCAAAAAUGUCCUGUUUCUACUGGCGUAAAACUCGAAUCGGUUCUCAGGAUGUACAGAAACACAAAAAGGGAUCAAAAGUUAGCAAGUCCAAGAGUGCAAACUUUGCCCUGACAAAUGACGAGAUUAUUUUUCCUCUUUAAAGUAUACAGCAAGGUAAUCUUAAAAAGAUACUGACUGUAGAGAAUAUCAGAAUCUUUACAAUGUCUGAAAACAGAGUUGAUUAUUUAUGGAUAUUUUCUGAAUUCAAAAAACCCUUUAGUAGAAUGAAUAAACAUAUCCAGCAUGGAUAUGUAUAAUGCUUGUCCUAUAGUCAAAGAGCCACUAUGAGUUAACUAAGUUCAGUUAGUUUAAAAUAAUCUUCUGCUAUAAUGUUAUGUGAGCUCAGCUGAUCACAACCCAUUACUUUUAAUAUUGACAUCAAUCUGCUGAGGUAGAGACAGUUGUGAAAUUAGAAAAUGAGGUGUCCUGAAAUUCAUGUGUUUAUGAACAGGUGAUGAGAUGGCAAGAAAACAAAGAUAAGUGUGUCAGGAUGAUACAGAAAGCCGGCCUAAACCAGAAUCAGUACACACAACAUAUCUGGACACAUUUUGCACAAGCUUUGGUUUAUAAAUUAUUCUUAACAGUACGUAAUAGAAGCAUUUCAUUUCAAGUGCUUAUGUCUGAUGUGACAUAUUGUACUGGGAGAAAAUCUGAUCUGUCAGAAUGGGGGAUUCCAGUCAGCCUUGCUUGUGCCAAAGCAGGGUGGGUAAUGACUCAUGUCCAUGUGAUGCACGGAGACCAGCUAGAUAAAGUUAGAUAUAGAUGUACUGUAGUUUAAAUGUUCCCUGUGAUCUGGAUGGCCAACAUCAGAUUUGUUUUUCCAAAUCUAUAUUAUGUGAAUUUUGGCUGCUAGAGGGCAGAAGGACUUAAAGAAGGCUCCAAAGAGAAAACUGACAGCAAUGAGCUUUGAGCCCAGUCUGUUUCCCCUGCUAUAGGUGGAGCUCUGUUUCUCAAGCAAAAUCCAUUUUAAUGGAUGAAUGACUAGAGCAGAGGUAAUCUCCAGCAAUCAGAAAUGACCAGUGUGAGUAUUUCUUUUUAUUGACUUUCUUGUGCUUGUAUAGCAUACUCAUCAUCAUCUUGGACCUACAUUAUUAUUUAGUAAAAUUAUUUAGAAAUAAUUCUGAGAAUUAAAUGUUGUAAAACACAUGCACAUGCUGAAUAAAAUUAACGUAAAGACACACAGUAUUUUCUCAGUUUUGAGUGGUCCUCACUUUACUCUCAGUACUUAUUUAAGUAACAAUUUUGAGUGUAAAUACAUAUUGGGUAGCACUAGUAAUAAAGUAAGACCAAUAAAUAUUUAACCAACUAAAUAUGGCAACAAUAACAAAUACUGUCGGCAUACUAAUGUAUACCGUAAGUCUGUGUGAACAAGGUUCCCAAAUUGAAAUGUGGCAGGCAGGGUGCAGCUAAGCUCUGACUUCUGCUGGAGAAGUGGAGCUGAGAUCUGGCUGCCUCCAAUCGAAGUAUAACCUUGGUCCUCACUGUUUUUAACACACUAAACGUCUGAAAAAAAAAUACAUUUCAUAGGUAGCUCUGUUUGAAUGGGCCUGUAUGCACUCUCCAAGUGUAAUCAACAUGCUGGCUUUUGUACUACUGUAUCUUUGAGAAUGAUUGAGACUGUUGUUCCAGACAGUACAGCCACAAAAUGCUGAAAAAACCCUAUGCUGGAAAACCACUUUCUUUCCAUAUGACUGGGGUUGCCACUCCCUUUGAAAACUGCACAUGCUGAAAACAUGCUGGUUAAACCUGUGUGAGUUUUUCAAUAGGAUGUAAUAGCCAAACAAGCAUGUGCUGCAAAUAAGAAAGUUUGGCACACAGUGAAGAGUUAACAGUGAAUAGAUAAACGCUGACAGUUCUUUAAGAUGACGGUUACUAAAAUAUUCACAUUCAAUACUUGUCAUGUGUUUAUCAAUGGUUGACAGCCUGCCUACGCAGUCAUGUAUCAUUACAGAGUUGUGAAGUGUAAUCAAAUCAGAACUGCACUAUAAUACUUAAUGUACCCAACCCACACUUUAAACAUCACACAUGCAGGGUGUCACUGUCAUUUCUACUAUAAUUGGGGGAGAUUACCAUUAUAAUCAUGAAUCUGUGAUAAAGGAGAUUUGAAGGAGUUUUUUUUAUUUUUUAUUUUUUAAAUAUAAUGGUCCAACAGAUUAAAUCAUGGUUAGUCACCUGAAACAGUUCCACAAAUAAACAUGGCGUUGGUGGUAAACAAAAGGUCAUGAGAUCAUCCAAAUGAAAAAAUGUGUAUUAUCCCCCAAAGACCAUAAAUGUGAUCAGCAUACUGCACUGAAGGUAAAUCCUAUUAGGUUAUAAAAUAUCUUCAAAGUCACAUUUGUCAAAAUGGAAAAGGUUCAGCUCUUGAAGAGCAUGAAAUGCUAGCUUAAUUUUAAGGUGAUAUAUAGUCAGGAGUUGUAAAGAUACAUAUAUUGCCCUGGACCAAAGCUCAAAAGCAGGAGGAAUGAAUGGACCAAUUGAUAUAAAAAAAAAAAAAAAUUAAAUUGACUCUUUUUAAUUAACAUUGGCAAAAACUCAAAUUAUCCCUUCAAGAGCAGCAAGGGGUUUUACUGAAGACUCCACCUAAAGCCAUGUUAGUUUGUGUAUAUUCUUAUAAAAUUUUAAGUUCUUUAGAAGAUGAAAUUUACAUUUAGUCCACAUACAGGGCCCUCUCUUCCACAAUUUAUUUCUGUCUCUAUCCUGGGACUUUUUAGUCUAUUUCAAGACUUUCAGCUCUGACAGAGAGCUAGAAUAACCUGGGGAAAAAUCACCCAUGGUAAGACUUCAGUCGUGCUUUGAGUAAUCAACACCGCUGUGGGGAGCAACAGUGGACUGAAACAGACUAGAGGUGGAAAAGACUACUCAAAGACGUGGAAUAUUAAGCAUGCACGCGCACACACUGUUUUCCCCACUUGUCAGCUCCACCUCAAAUUUCUCAUGACACACAAAAACAGACACAGCUAUUAUUACCAAACCACACACUCUCCUUGACUGUUUUUAUAAUGCUAUCAGACAGUAAGAGGCCCCAGGACAUGCUGUGUUGUAACAUCACCACACUGAUUCUGUGUUUGCACUAUGACUAAUGCCACAACUCCUGCGGUACUUUCCAGGUUGCCCAUUAAUUCAUUCAUGCUAAUGGUGGCAUAUCAGACACACAUGUUUUUCCCGACUCCAGCAUUUAGGAAUUUUUGAUCAAAAAGAAAUGUUUACAUCCACUUCUUUUUCAGAAAAGAAAUGCUAAAGGGAGAAGUGAAGUUCAUUGUUUUUUUUGUCUCUGAGCAGUUCUAUCUCCUGCAAAUGACUUUCAUACACAGUUAAUGUGCACGAGAUGUUUACAUAGCGCAGUGAAAAGUGUGAGUACAACAUGUGGAGUCUGAUGGAUGUAAAGUGUUUCUCUUCAGCAGGUCAAGUCCUGUCUUCAUUCAGGGAUUAUUCAUAAUUUUUGAAUGAUAUUAUGGUAAUUGUGACAGUUCUGUAUAAAAAAUAAUAUCGAGCAUUAUGAUUCCCUCAAAAUGUAGGAUUAAUGUGACUAUGUAGGAAAAGAUUUAAAGUUCGGUCACAGAAAAAUUUAAAUGUUCUAAGGUCCAAGUGUCUAAAAGUGUCCAGUUAUCACUGCCAUAAUAGUGUUUUUUCAUACCCUCAGUGAUACCGUAAUGUUGACAGUUUUGCUGUGUGCGCUGCUAUAUCUACGUCUACAUCAGACCCAGAAACAGAAUUGGUAUACUGUAUUGCGCAAGUCUACCAUUUUGUAUUGGCCAAAUUAUUGUUGGUUUAUGAAAUUUUAACCCAAGAGUAUAUCAUUUCAUCGGAAUUUCAUUGUGUUUUCUAGGAAACAGCUUGGCUCCAACUUUACUCCCUGUCAGCUGAGACAGCAACAUACAGAGUGUUUGUGUUUGAAACAGUGGGGCAGUCUGCAAAAGUUGUUAUGCUGUAGUAUUACAUGAUGCUGAAGUUUUUCAGUUCAGAAUGCUUGAGAUAUGCCAGCUGCCGUAGCGAUCAUAGUGAUAUGAAGGUCCCUGUUUCAGGCCUCUAUAAGUUGCUUUUCAUACCUGAGGGGAAUCAGUGGAAAAUGAUCACUGCCUGAAGGAAGGAAAAUCACAUUCAAAAGUGUGAAAUACUAUGGAAAUGUAAAGUAUACAGAACUUGUGGGCUACAGUAUGAAAAAAAGUUCAAUACUGCAUUAUCAUUUAGAACGAAUCUGCUGUGUAACAGAAAAAAAUGUCACUCAUUAAUUGUUUCCUUAGUCAUUAGUAAUAAGUCAUUAUGAAAACACAAAACAGUGCAACAGCGUGCUUUGACAGUCAUACAUAUUUUCACUGCAUGCAGCUAAAACAUGCAAAAACAGGUUUGGUCAGGUUUGAGAAUCAACUUUCCCAUUUAAAGACUAGAUGUGUCCUACACUCAGUUUCCAUUGUUUAUGGAAGGAUGUUCAGUUAGUUAGUUAAAAUCAAACCCUUACGUACAGUCACUGUGCAUUAUUUACACCAGUUUCGCCUCAGAAAAUAUUUGCAUGGCUCUAAUGAAAAUAACUUGCUGUUUCCAUUUGUCAAGACAUUUCUGUUCUCCACUGCCAAGCUCCUACUGAGGACUUGCUUUUGUUUCCAAUUUAAUAUUCACUGAUUUUGCUACUAUUUCUGUAAAAGAAAAAAAAAAGGAAAUAGUAGCAGGCAUUCAAAACAUUGAACUGUACAGCUUUGUCCAAAUGCCAUACUAUCCACUGAUAGUAUACAUGUGUACUAUAUUCAGUGCUUGACAUGGUAUACGUUUUGUCAGUUACUCUACAAGAAAUCAUUGUACUUUACCAUUUUUUACUAGCAUGAAAUUACACAAUGCUUGCACCAUGUCAAUCAAACUGCAACAGCCUGUUUAAUGUCAGAUCUGCCUUGAAAAUUUCUCUACAUCAUCCUUAAUUUUUGUAGCUGUGUGUAUACUUAUUCAAGCAGAUUUUGUAUGUGUUUUGACUUUUUCUUUUUUUUAGUCUACUCGAUUUUCUCAGUUUCCAACACCAUUAAAACCUGCUUGGAAUUAGUAUGUGAUAUGGAAUUAAGACGCAGCAUGUAUUUGUGUAUCUGGGUCAAAGCAGCAGACCUCAAACUGUGCAUUGAUGACAUCAAAUUAGCAUACCCUUUCUGAAACUGUCCUGUAGCUCCACUUAAAAACUCAACAUGAAAAACCAAUUUGGUUUUUUGAGCAUCAUUGCUUUUAUUUUUGUCAAAGUUAUGUUAAUUUUGUGUUUUAAUGUAUUUUAAAGUGCAGAUCCGAAAAGUCUGGACUUCAUUGCCACACAACAGUAACUACAGUAUCUCAAGCAGGUUUCCAGGUGAUUUUCAUAAUGUAAAAUGAAUGGAAGGAAAACACUCAAAUCUCAAAUCUAUGUAGAAAAUGGUUGGCAGUUAUUUAAGGUACUACAUUUCCAUGGCUCACUCGCACAGGUGUUUUCACAUUCACUUAGAUCUCUCCUCAGGACUAUAUGGGCAUGUACAGACUGUGACUUACUUCUCCCUCACUCUCUUGUUGGAAAUGUUGCACCUGUUGAGUGAGAAACCUUUCACCACUAGCAUUCUGAUCAGUGUGUGUGCAGUAGUUUGGUGAUCCCAUGUAAUUACCAGCAUAGCGGUUCAUUAACCUGUAAUGAGAUUUAAUCAACUAGAAGAACCAAGAACACCUGUGUGGGUUUGUUUAAUUUUUUGUGUUGCCGUCUGACUUGCGUUAUAGCUGUCAAUGCCAGUCUUCUUCACAACCUUUCAUGGUAGGUCAAAGAUUAUUAAUUUUGUACAAAAUAAUGAGAGACUGAAAUAUAGUAAAAUUUUAAUUAAUAUUGAUAUGUAUCAGUCAUAAAACUGUAUGGGCUGAUGUUAUGCUUUUUGUCCUAAGUUUAGUGUUUUUUUCUGGUGCUGAUGAGGAGAGGCAGCCCAUAAAUCAGAAGAGCAUGAUUUUCAAAUACUUUUAUAUGUAAUAUGCCUUCCUUUACUGAUUUCACACAAAAAAAUUUAAUUCUGGUGAUAACGUUCUGUGCUGAUUGGCUCAUAACUGAGUGCUAAAACUUUUCAGCCUAAAACCUCAGAGGUCUUGGGGCCAUGGGUUCCGUCACUAGGUUUCCACUGCAGUUUUCCCCACAGGAUUUUCAGUAUACUGUAUGCAGCCCAAAAAUGUUUCACAGUGAAACCACCAGAGUUCAGUCACGAAUUUUGAAAUGGUUAUGUUGGCUUUGUCUUUAUUAUUGCUUUAUGGUUCAAAUGUGGUGAAAGUGUGUUGAUUUGUGGAGAAUAUUUUGUUAAAUUGCGUACAUAUCAAAAUUCACUACAGUGUAAAAACUCCUUGGAAAAUCUGUCAUGGCAACCCUGGCUGAAACUGACUACUGUUACAUAAUAGCUGGACUAUAAUGUGUACUUGGAUCAUUUUGAUAUCUCAGAGGUUUUAUUUCAUCAACCUGAGUAAAACACAUUUUUUAACAUACUGUCUUAAUACUCACUCUCAUGUUGUAAGUUCUCCCUUACAGUUAAGUGUCAUAUCUUCCAAAAGACAACAAAUGAGUUAUAAUAGACUGUAUGCUUACAGAAUAUUCUGUCAUGGUCCUGUUAGGUUUAAUUAUAUUUGUUGAAUACAGAGCAGAGAGCACACUCACUAUUUUUUUUAAAAUAAGAUGUGCAUAUUUUAUG
This is a messenger RNA of Xiphias gladius (swordfish), 8789 nucleotides long. RefSeq names its product glycine receptor, alpha 3 (gene glra3). Gene Ontology annotation, biological process: nervous system process; chloride transmembrane transport; chemical synaptic transmission. Gene Ontology annotation, molecular function: glycine binding; transmitter-gated monoatomic ion channel activity; chloride channel activity. The record is from RefSeq and is a predicted model, not a curated record. The coding region runs from base 373 to 1941 and encodes 522 amino acids. The transcript has 11 exons. Gene Ontology annotation, cellular component: plasma membrane; neuron projection; synapse. NCBI's taxonomy places the organism in Eukaryota, Metazoa, Chordata, Actinopteri, Istiophoriformes, Xiphiidae.